Molecule: messenger RNA, 835 nt
Organism: Paramecium primaurelia
Lineage: Eukaryota; Ciliophora; Oligohymenophorea; Peniculida; Parameciidae
Source: the annotation of a GenBank genome assembly
AUGAGUUUGAGUUAACAAUUAAAAGAAGAGGAAGGAAUUGACUAACCCAUUCUACCUGUCUCUACAGUUCCUGUUCGUAGAAAAAAUAAAAAAAGGCAAAUUGUCAAUCCUAGUUAAAACACUGGACAUUGGAGCUAAUAAGAACAUUAAACUUAUUUAGAUUUUCUCCAAUAAAACCAAUAAAUUAUGGAAUCUUAGGAUUAAAAGAAAAGCAAUAAAAUCUUUAAAUAAAUGAGUGAGAUUAUUGGAAGUCGCAGUCCUUCAUAAUGUAGGUAAUACAAAUUCAAUUUAUCAAAUCAGAUCACAUCAUUAAAAAUUCAAUCCAUUUAUUCAUUAAGUCAAGAAAAGAUAAAAAGGUGCAGGAAGAAAGAGAAAGGAUAAUCAAAUUACUUAACCAAUUUAGCAUCUUUAUCAUUUCUAUUAAUAACCCAUUAUAUCUUAACAUCAAUUAGACUUUCCUAUAUUCUAACCACCAUACCCUGAAGAAAUGAUCUACCAAUAACCAAUUACAUCAGACAGAAGUCUCCUUUACAAUUUCGGUUUCCUUCCAUAAUUUUCUAUAAAUUUCAAUUACUAUAAUGAUUUGUUAGUAAAUUAGACUAUGUACUAAAAUGAUAAAGAGAAUCAAUUUGAAGAUUAAUGAUAUUAUUCAUAAUUUAAGUUUACUCAAUACUAUAUCAUAAACCAAUUUAUACUUAAUUAAAUCAACCAAUCUCUCUUUUAACUUUAGGCUAACAUUUUUUAGAUCAAAUUUUUAGAGAUUAAUUCCAAAUCGUAAAUGGAUCACUUUCUUUUAAUUGUCAUACAAUUCAAACAAAUAAGGAAUAGUGAUUGA